This is a messenger RNA of Desarmillaria tabescens, 252 nucleotides long. RefSeq lists its product as uncharacterized. The transcript is spliced from 2 exons. The coding region runs from base 1 to 252 and encodes 83 amino acids. The record is from RefSeq and is a predicted model, not a curated record. Lineage: Eukaryota; Fungi; Basidiomycota; Agaricomycetes; Agaricales; Physalacriaceae.
AUGUCUGCCCCAGAAACCGCUACCAGAUUCGCCCCUUCUGACCGUGCCUCUGUUGCCGGAGGACAACUCGUCGGCCAAUCCCGCCAGGGAGCUGUUGCACCCAAGGCAGCCGUGAAGCUGCGCUUGGAUCUUAACCUCGAGGUUGAGAUCGCCAUCCAGGCCAAGGUCAACGGCGACAUCACCUUGUCACUCCUUAAAUGCUCUGCAAAAAUGAAGAGGUGGAUUCGGAAUGCAGCUGUUGGUUUUGGGUAA